Messenger RNA from Thamnophis sirtalis, 935 nucleotides. The record is from RefSeq and is a predicted model, not a curated record. Lineage: Eukaryota; Metazoa; Chordata; Lepidosauria; Squamata; Natricidae.
CUUGGGGGGUGGGGGGGGCUUUGCUUAUUUUACAUUCCUCCAAUCAUCCUUCACCGUUGAGGAUGCCCCGGUGGGUCGCGGUCCCAGGAAGCCCGCAGCAUCCUGUCUUUCCUUUCGGUGCCGUUGGAUAUUUCGCACUUGAGGCUUAAGUCGUUUGCCUGGGCACACCUGUGUGUGGCUGAUUGGAGAAACCAGGGUUGACUCAAUGGAUCAAUUUGACACCCUCGAAAAACACACCCAAUGGGGAAUCGACAUUCUAGAAAAAUACAUCAAAUUUGUCAAGGAUCGGACGGAGAUCGAAAUCAAUUAUGCAAAGCAGCUUAGGAACCUCGCAAAGAAAUACCAGCCCAAAAAGAAUUCCAAAGAAGAGGAUGAAUACAUGUAUUCAUCUUGUCAAGCUUUCCUGGCAACUUUGAACGAAAUGAACGAUUACGCCGGUCAGCACGAAGUCAUUUCCGAGAACAUGACUUCCCAAAUCACCACCGAGUUAGCCCGUUACGUACAAGAACUCAAGCAGGAAAGGAAAUCGGCCCGCCAGCAAGCCCAGGUGCGUCACCAGAUGGCCGAAGAGAGCAAAGGAGAGUACCUCUCCACCUUACAGAGGUUCAACCAGGAGCAACGAGAACAUUACCACACGCACAUCCCCACCAUUUUCCAGAAAAUCCAAGACAUGGAAGAGAGGCGGAUCAUCAGAAUAGGGGAAUCCAUGAAGACGUUUGCCGAGGUGGAUCGCCAGGUGACGCCCAUCAUCGGAAAGUGCCUGGACGAGAUCACCAAGGCCGUGGACUCCAUUGACCCGAAGCACGUAAGUGGGAAGCUUCCUUCAGAACUAGGAUCACACCUGGGUUGUGGAGGUGGUGAUAUUUAACCCUGUUCUUCAGGUGUAAGCCGUAGAGUUGGUGCGGUGGCCUAGAGGUGGCGCUCUCGCCUCACCA